Messenger RNA from Paraglomus brasilianum, 2064 nucleotides. The record is from the annotation of a GenBank genome assembly. Lineage: Eukaryota; Fungi; Glomeromycota; Glomeromycetes; Paraglomerales; Paraglomeraceae.
AUGACACAAUGUCUAGAGUUUGAAGAAGUCGGUAGACAGUUAAAGGAAGCAGACGCGAUAAGCGAUCUGGCCAAAUUUGGGAAAAUAGUGAAAGUAACGUCAUACUUGCCAUUUACUAGUUCUGCAGAUGCGCUAGAGAACGCUAGCAGCAUUGCCGAAGAGAUCCAAGAUAAGGCACUUGAACAUUUGAUCACAAAAUUUAACUCUUUCAAAUCCGUCAUCUGGCUCCAAUUCACGUAUCCGCAAAAUCAUAACUACACAGGCAAGAUUAGUUCAAGGCUGGGCCACUUUUUGCAAGAAUCUCUACCAGCAUCCAAGAAAAGUUUUGUUCUUGGUAUACAGGACAAAAACCUUGCGUCUUCUAUUACUGCCGAACUCGAGUACUCAUGCGAUACUGGCGAACGCGUCUUAGAAAUAGGCCGUGGGUUAAGGACGCACGCUGAGAAGCUGUUGUCUGGAUACCUAAAAAAGGGAGACAUACAGAGAGGACAGUUGGGAUUAGGACACAGUUAUUCAAGAAGUAAGGUCAAGUUCAGCGCAGAGAGAUCAGACACAAUGGCCAUGCAGGCAAUUAAUCUGUUGGAUAUGCUGGAUAAGGAUAUUAAUACCUUCACUAUGAGGGUUAGGGAAUGGUACUCGUGGCAUUUCCCCGAACUUGCAAAGAUAAUCGGCGAUAACGUACAGUACGCUCAAUUAGUUCCUAUUAUCCGAGACAAACGCAGCCUUUCCGAAUCGUCUCUUGAUUCACUGACGCAAAUAACUGGCGAUGAAAAAAAAUCUCAAGAUAUUAUUGAAGCUGCUCGCACUUCCAUGGGUUCUGCCAUAUCCGACUUGGAUAUGAUUAAUAUCACUCAGUUUGCAAAUAGAGUCAUCGAAUUGUCAAAGUUCAGAAAGAAAUUACACGAAUACUUGGUGAACAAGAUGGAAAACGUAGCACCGAAUUUGGCGGCAUUGUUGGGAGAAAUUGUGUCGGCUAGGUUGAUUUCGCAUGCUGGUGGUCUGAGAAAUUUGUCAAAAUAUCCCGCAUCGACUCUGCAGAUCCUCGGAGCCGAGAAGGCUCUGUUCAGAGCUCUUAAAACAAAGAGUGCAACACCAAAAUUUGGUCUUCUUUACCAUUCCACCUUUAUAGGCCGUGCUGGCUUUAAGUCCAAAGGCAAAAUUUCGCGUUUUUUAGCCAAUAAAUGCUCGAUAGCAUCACGGAUUGAUUGCUUCUCUGGUGAGUUGGAAUACGGAUUGGUUGUUGUUCCAAGUAUUUUGAAAGAGGGAGAGCCAUUAACGACUUUUCAUUGUCGUCCCCAUGUUACAUUAGACACGCCGACGUCAAAAUUCGGUGAGGCGUUGAAGAAACAAGUGGAAGAGCGUUUAUCAAUACUUGACUAUGUACAGACCGAAAAUAAUAUGGAUUUAGAUCAUCACCCAAUGAAAAACUAUGAAGUUAUGAAGCAAGUUAUAAAUGAAAUACAGCAAGAGGCCCUACAAAAGACUGCUGGAGAAAAGGAUCAAAUGGAUGUUGAUGAAGGAGAGUCAGUAGCGACUGAAAAAGAAGGAGUGAAAGACAAAACCAAAAAACGCAAGAUGAAAUCGUCAGAAAGUCCAAAGAAAAAGAUGAAGAUCGACAAAGAGACAGUUGAAGAAACCGUAAAAGAAAGCCCAAAGAAAAAAUCAAAAAAGGCACCUGGUGAUGAGAAAAUUUCGAAAGAUAUUGUUAAGAAGGAGAAAGGGAGUAAGACGAAAGAUAAAGGGAGUAAAACAAAAGAUAAAGGGAAGAUGAAGGACGAUGUGAGCGAGACAGAGGGUAAAUCGAAAGAUAAAGGGAGUAGGACGAAAGAUAAAGAGAGUAAGGUGAAAGAUAAGGAGAUCCAGAUAGAGGGUAAAUCGAAAAAUAAAGGGAGUAGGACGAAGGAUAAAGAGAGUAAGGUGAAAGAUAAGGAGAUCAAGAUAGAGGGUAAAUCGAAAGAUAAAAGGAGUAAGACGAAAGAUAAAGAGACCAAGACAGAGGAUAAGGUGCACAGUAAAAAGAUUAAGAAAGAUAAAGCGAGUAAAAAAGGCAAAGAGAAGGCGUAA